This is a messenger RNA of Pararge aegeria (speckled wood butterfly), 1605 nucleotides long. Its product is annotated as terminal uridylyltransferase Tailor-like. The record is from RefSeq and is a predicted model, not a curated record. Lineage: Eukaryota; Metazoa; Arthropoda; Insecta; Lepidoptera; Nymphalidae. Gene Ontology annotation, molecular function: RNA uridylyltransferase activity. The transcript has 3 exons. The coding region runs from base 372 to 1583 and encodes 403 amino acids.
CUUGUAAAACGUUCUCUCGAAUCGCAUUUUAGUUAUGAAACCAUAAUUAUGAUUUUAGCCAAUAAAAGUUUAGUGACAGCCAAUCAGAAACUUCAAAAGUAUUAGUAUACUGUGGAUCUUCGUCAUAACAAUCGCAACAACAAUAAAUUGAUUUAAACUAGCUAAACCUAUACAUAAAUCCGAUACCCACAGCACUUAUUUUUUGUCACAUGUGUACUGCAGCAACAAAUCACAGCUGUGCACAGUAUAGAAAUACUGUACUAUUAUUGAUGAUUGAUUGGUGAUGCUUUUGGAUAAUUCAAAUAAAAUAUUUAUGAAAAGUGGAAAGAGCUUACAUUAAACAUAAAGUGGUAAAGUAGUAAACAUACAUCAUGGCAUCUGACGAGGACAUAUUGGAUACAUCUAAACUAAGGUUGUCUGGAGACUUUGAGGAGCAAGUGCAAGAGCUCAUGGAAUAUAUCCGAAUGACCAGAGAGCAAGUGGAACGGUUGGAUUGGCUGUUUCAAGACUUGUUUAACACUCUCAACUCAGUGUGGAAUGGUAUUCGUGUUGUGGGCUUUGGAUCAGUUGUAACCGGACUGGGUAUCAAAACCAGUGAUGUGGACUGCUACAUAGAGCUUCCGAGUUGGCUGUACCCGCCAGAGAAGUCCUUCGUCAUUAAAGCUAGGAACACUUUAAUGCAGCACAACCAUAUAUUCAAAAACGCUUACGCAAUCGUACACGCCAAAGUGCCCAUAGUGCAGUUUUACCAUGUACCAAGCCAAAUUAACUGUGACAUCAACUUCAACAGUCCAGGAGGAGUGGAAAACAGUAAAUUAAUCAGAUAUCUAUUGGACUCUGAUAAAAAAGCAUUAAAAUUGGCAGUUCUCAUCAAAUAUUGGUCUAAAAUACACAAUUUGACUGGCACAAAUCUUAUGCCAAGCUACUGCUUGACCCUCCUCGUUAUAUUUUUUCUGCAACAGUGCAACAACUUACAUUCGGUACAAUAUUUACAGCAGAAUGUUGAAAAGAUGUAUAUUGACAAUUGGAACUCUGCCUUUAGUACACCGGACUACAUUAACAGUGAGAACAAUAAAUCAAUGUAUGAACUGUUAGGGGAAUUUUUUAAAUAUUACAAUUCUUUUGAGUUCGAAAGUGAUAUAAUCUGUCCUUAUUUGGGAAGGCCGAUAAAAAGAGAAUACUUUGCAAAAAUUGAAACAAUUCCGUCAGAAUUCGCGUUAUAUAAAACAAACGUGGGGACAAAGAAUUACAAGCCAAUAAGACUGGACACUGUUAUGUGUGUGCAAGACCCCUUUGAACACAACAGAAACUGUGCAGUGGCCGUGUAUCCAAAGUUGGCACUUCAUAUCAAAACUCUAAUAUCUACUGCUGCUUUUAUUUACGAAAAUGAAACUGAAGAAGAUUUCUUACCUAAACUAUUGCAAAAACAAAAUGAAUUGCCUCCUAGCAAGAAAAAACACAAACAACGUCCUAAACUGAACGGUGUGGCGAAGAAUUACAGACGUGAGCAAAAUAUAAGACACUUCAAUCAGAAUUUAAGGCAAAAAUAUUUCAGAGGUAAAAAUAGGCGACACUGGAGAUAAGUAAUAAAGUAUUGUUCAAGCC